Triticum turgidum subsp. durum (durum wheat) is the source of this 720-nucleotide messenger RNA. The record is from the annotation of a GenBank genome assembly. NCBI's taxonomy places the organism in Eukaryota, Viridiplantae, Streptophyta, Magnoliopsida, Poales, Poaceae.
AUGGAGCAGGAGGAGGGACGGAGGAAGCGGGAGGCGGCGGCGGUGGUGGUGCUGGAGUGCGUGGCGGGGAGCUCCAAGGCGGAGGAGUGGGGCGGCGGCGGCGCCGUGGUGCAGGAGGGCGACGUGGUGGAGUCGGUCCGGGUCGGGCUGGGCUCCGGCGCGGCGUCCCUGGACGCGCCCUUCAAGGGCGGCCGCGCGGGGCUCCACAAGGCCCUGCACAAGGCGUUCAAGCGCGGCGACACCUCCGUGGAGGUGCGCGUCCGCGGCGGCAAGGACCUGCAGGCCUGCAUCCUGCCGCACCCCGGCGGCGCCAGCGCCCGCAAGCAGUACGUGCUCCGCUCCCUCCACGACCCCAACUACGUGCUCGGCUUCGGCGAUCGCCUCGAGAGCGAGUGCCUCGUCCUCCAAGGCACAAGAGGUACAAGAGUGGCAUCGGCGCUGAGCCGGGCGCAGCUCCAGGACGGGUACGUCACGUACCCCUGGGACAAGAAGAUGCGCGACUCGCUACGCACGCCCAACUCCAGCUGCUUCCUCUCGAUGCUCGUCCUCCCCAAGGCCCUGGACCUCAACGCGUGCCGGUACGAGUCCUUCGAGGACACGUUGGCCCGUGCCAACACAUGGCUCUACUCGUCGCAGGACUCAGGGAUCCCCAUCGAGUUCAUGAAUCUGCAGAGCGAAGCUCUUCUCACCAAGGUAACUUCAGAAUUUUCGUACUACUAA